AGUGGAGACAUGGCUCGUGCGGAUCCUCCUUGGCGUACAUGUGCAAGCGGUCGCCCGACGACUGCCCGGAGGGACGGCUGUGUUCCUACAAAGACUACGGAUUGGGCUACCAUCGAGUGGAGACUUCAGCUUCCUUCUGCGACCCUGGCGACUUCCUGUACAAGGGCUCUUGCUAUCACUUUUGGGAGAAGAAACGAACUUGGGAGGACGCCGAGAAGUUCUGCCGAGAAUCGAAAGGUCACCUGGCCAGCGUCCACUCACUGGACGAAGUCCAAUUCUUGGCUGGUCACAUGCCCUACAAAGGAGGAUUGCAAUCCUGGGUGGGACUCAAGAAACACGACAGAAUGUUUGAGUGGAGCGACGCAACACCUGCAGGCAACAUCGAGUGGGUCCCACACGGGCCGGUUGGACGGGGUGACUGCGCUGCCUUGUCGCUGACUGGAAAACUUGAGGACUGGCCCUGCACCGAUAUUCUGCCAUUCAUCUGUAAAAAAGCCAAGGUCCAAGACUUUCUUCUUCCUCCGCCGGCAGGCCGGAGUGCAAAGUGCGGCUGGUGGCAGAACCCACCCUCCUCCGACUUCUGCUACCUGAUCCAACACAGGCCAACCAAGGCCUGGAAGGAGGCGCGAGACGACUGCCUUCGCCACGGAGGCGACCUGCUCAGUAUCGCCGACUCAAGUCUGUACACUUUUCUGCCGAGCGCUCCCUCUCUGUGGUUGGGCAUCAACAACAACAUCACGAAAUACGGCAGCGGGUGGACGGACGGAUCCCCGUUGGGUUACGUCGUCAUGGACGGAGGUGACCCCGGUGACCCCUCUGGUGCGUCCUGUCUUUCCCUGCUCACAAGCAACGGCCGCUGGAGGUUUGACGAUUGCCGGAAGAAGAGAGGCUACAUGUGCAAGAAACGAGGAAACAUUCCAAAACCGCCGCAGCAGCCUCAUGACGUAUUGACCGAUCCUAAGGCAACAUGUGACAUAAGCAACGGAUGGAAUCCUCACGCCUCCAAGUGCUACAAGAAGAUGGAGAAAACCAACGGGUGGCUGGGGGCUCGUCACGACUGCCUCUGGGAGGGCGGCGACCUGGUCUCCAUCUCCUCAAUCUACGAGGAAAGCUUUGUGAAGAAGCAAAUGGGCGACAAGCCCUUCUGGAUCGGACUCUCCAAUCUGGACUGCAACAAGGACUGGUGUCAGUUUUUUGAAGAAGGAGAAAAGAAGCUGACUUGGUCCGACACCGGUGUGACCCCGGCCUACGCCAACAGGGACUCGCGUCAAGACGGAAGCUCCAACAUUGAGGCCUGCGCGUACGUCAACCAAGGUGUGCACUCCUCCAGUCAGCCCGGCAAGUGGAGACAUGGCUCGUGCGGAUCCUCACUGGCGUACAUGUGCAAGCGGUCGCCCGACGACUGCCCGGAGGGACGGCUGUGUUCCUACAAAGACUACGGAUUCGGCUACAAUCGAGUGGAGACUUCCUACUGCGACCCUGGCGACUUCCUGUACAAGGGCUCUUGCUAUCACUUUGGGACGAUGGAGCGCACUUGGAAGGAUGCUGAGAAGUUCUGCCAAGAAUGGAAAGGUCACCUGGCCAGCGUCCUCUCAUGGGACGAGGGCAAAUUCUUGGCUGCUCACGCGCCAUAUGUAGGAGGAUUCCAAUCUUGGGUGGGACUCAAGAAGAACAAGGGCAACUUUGAGUGGAGCGACGCAACACCCACAGGCAACAUCACGUGGGUCCCAAACAGGCCGGCCGGACGGGGAGACUGCGCUGCCUUGUCGCAGACUGGACAACUUGAGGACCGGCCCUGCACCAAUGCUCGGCCAUUCAUCUGUAAAAAAGCCAAGGUCCGAGACUUUCUUCUUCCUCCGCCGCCAGGCCGGAGUGCAAAGUGCGGCUGGUGGCAGGACCGACCCUCCUCCGACUUCUGCUACCUGAUCCAACGCUGGCACGCCAAGGCCUGGACGGAGGCGCGAGACGACUGCCUCCGCCGCGGAGGAGACCUGCUCAGCAUCACCGACUCACAAGAACAGGGCUGUUGA
This is a messenger RNA of Syngnathus acus (greater pipefish), 2030 nucleotides long. RefSeq names its product C-type mannose receptor 2-like. The record is from RefSeq and is a predicted model, not a curated record. Gene Ontology annotation, molecular function: signaling receptor activity. The transcript is spliced from 20 exons. The coding region runs from base 39 to 2030 and encodes 663 amino acids. NCBI's taxonomy places the organism in Eukaryota, Metazoa, Chordata, Actinopteri, Syngnathiformes, Syngnathidae.